UUAAAUGUACAAACAAGUGACCAUCAUCUGUACUGUUGAUGAAAUAAGAUUUACUUUUUAGUGUACCCUUUUUUAAUAUUUUUAGUGAAAAAUUGAUUGAAUCAUGUUGUUUGUGUCUUUUUCAUUAUUAGCAGUAAUCACUACAUUAACAACAUUAGUAUCAACAGACUCUAGUAAUUUGGAGUUGCUCGAAAAUAGCUUUACGGUGGACUAUGAAACUAAUCAAUUUCUUCUGGAUGGGAAGCCAUUUCGAUAUAUUUCUGGAAGUUUUCAUUAUUUUAGGACACCAAAUCAAUAUUGGCGUGCAAUUUUGAAGAAAAUGAGAGCUGCCGGAUUAAAUGCUGUCUCAACAUACAUAGAAUGGAGUACUCAUGAACCGGAACCAGGUAAAUGGAUUUGGAAAGAUGAUGCAAAUGUUACUCAAUUUAUUCAAAUUGCAGAAGAAGAAGAUUUACUAGUUAUAUUGAGACCAGGUCCAUAUAUCUGUGCUGAAAGAGAUUUAGGUGGAUUACCUACUUGGCUUUUAAACGUAACGUCGGAAAUAAAAUUAAGAACAAAUGACAGAUGGUACAUGAAAUAUGUACAAAGAUAUUUGGAAACUGUAUUGAUAAAAAUAAAAUCACUUCUCAGAGGUAAUGGAGGUCCUAUCAUAAUGAUACAGGUAGAGAAUGAGUACGGAAGCUUCAAUGCCUGUGAUUUUCAAUAUAAAAAUGCACUGAGAGAUAUAUUUUUCAAACAUGUAGAAUCAAAUGCUGUUUUAUUUACAACAGAUGGACCUCAAGAAACUAUGCUUCAAUGUGGAAUUAUUCCUGGUGUUUUUGCAACAAUUGAUUUUGGACCUUCCACAAAUGUAUCUAAAAAUUUUCAAAUUUUGCGUAAAUUUCAACCAAAGGGACCUCUUGUAAACUCGGAAUAUUAUCCAGGAUGGUUAACACACUGGGGAGAGCCUAUGCAGAGAGUUUCAACACUGAAAGUAGUAAAAACUUUAGAUGAAAUAUUGUCCAUUGGAGCAUCAGUAAAUAUAUACAUGUUCUUCGGAGGAACAAAUUUCGGGUUUAAAUCAGGUGCUAAUACUGAUCCAAACUUUAGACCACAACUGACUUCUUAUGAUUACGAUGCUCCUUUGACGGAAGCUGCAGACGUGACACCAAAGUAUUUUGCAAUGAGAGAUGUUAUUAAAAGUUACAUGCCCUUGGAAGAUUUGCCUAUUCCUGCUGGAAAUAAAAAGAAAAAUUAUGGUAUUACUGUUCUGGAAUCCGUGAUAAAUCUUUUUGAUCCUGUCGCAAAAUCUUUAUUCGGCACAAUAGUUGUACAAACCAAUAAAAUUCCAAAUUUUGAGGAAUUACAAAUUCUGCCCUUGCAGUUGGUUCUAUUCGAAACACAGUUGCCCUUAAAAAACGAAACAUCCACAAUUUUAAAGACACAUGUACACGACAGAUGUUAUGUUUACAUAAAUCGUCAGUUAACUGGAAUAUUAAGUCGCAUGGACAGAAAAUUCGAUUUGACUAUACAUAACCCCUAUGGGAAACAUUUAACACUACUUGUUUCAAAUGAAGGACAUGUAAAUUACGGAGAAAACAUUAAGGACUAUAAGGUAUUGAUCAAGUAAAUAGUUUCUUUUCAAAUAACUUCUUUUUUAAUACCGUA
Messenger RNA from Leptopilina heterotoma, 1647 nucleotides. RefSeq names its product beta-galactosidase-like. The record is from RefSeq and is a predicted model, not a curated record. Gene Ontology annotation, biological process: carbohydrate metabolic process. Gene Ontology annotation, molecular function: beta-galactosidase activity. The transcript has 9 exons. Gene Ontology annotation, cellular component: vacuole. NCBI's taxonomy places the organism in Eukaryota, Metazoa, Arthropoda, Insecta, Hymenoptera, Figitidae. Bases 104 to 1609 code for a protein of 501 amino acids.